AUGAUGGCGUCGGUGCGAUUGGUGCCCUGCAAGAACCCGACUUGGUCCGACUACAUGCCACUGGGCAUAAGAGAAAGAAUCAAUGGGGCCGUACACGAGUCGGCGGUUGGGCGCUGGGAGGGCGGCAGGCAGCAUGGCUGGUGGUAUUGGGCGGACCUGAGGACCGAUGAUCGAAGACUGGUGACCGAUGGAAAGAAUGGGUUGGCAGCAUCUGGGCUGGGGAAGCAUCGAGGUUGCGAGGGAAGCCAUCGCGAUUCCGAGGCUGAUACGUAUACUGAUAUUACCAGGAAGGUCAAGUAA
This is a messenger RNA of Colletotrichum costaricense, 300 nucleotides long. RefSeq lists its product as uncharacterized. Lineage: Eukaryota; Fungi; Ascomycota; Sordariomycetes; Glomerellales; Glomerellaceae. The record is from RefSeq and is a predicted model, not a curated record. The coding region runs from base 1 to 300 and encodes 99 amino acids. The transcript has a single exon.